Messenger RNA from Plasmodium berghei ANKA, 5334 nucleotides. Its product is annotated as phosphatidylinositol 3-kinase, putative. Gene Ontology annotation, molecular function: 1-phosphatidylinositol-3-kinase activity. The transcript has a single exon. The record is from RefSeq and is a predicted model, not a curated record. Bases 1 to 5334 code for a protein of 1777 amino acids. Gene Ontology annotation, biological process: phosphatidylinositol-mediated signaling; endocytosis; autophagosome assembly. Gene Ontology annotation, cellular component: phosphatidylinositol 3-kinase complex, class III, type II; endosome; peroxisome. NCBI's taxonomy places the organism in Eukaryota, Apicomplexa, Aconoidasida, Haemosporida, Plasmodiidae.
AUGGACUAUAAAGAAAACAGUGGGCAGGCAAAUAUAAAGGAUAUAGAUUUGUAUGUUACUAUAAAACUGCGGUUUUGUAUUUGCCUUAAAGAGAAUAAUGAUAUAAUUAUUGGGAAAAAAAUAUAUGAUGAGAAAAAAAAAUUAAUAAAAAAAAUAAUUUAUUUAAAAAAGUUUAUAUUGAAAAAAAAAAGAAAUGGAGAAUCACGAGUGGAAAAUACUCAAAUAAAAAAUGAUGAUAAUAUUGUAGAAAAAAAAGGUGACUCGAUCUCAUCAUAUAUUAUACAAACAAGUCAAAAUCAAAAUAUUAUUGAUAAAAAAGACGAAAGUAAACAUAAUAAUUCUAUAUUCAAUUACACAAAUAUAAAUUAUAAAGAAUGGCGGAAGGAAAAAAACCAAAACAAUUUUUUUAUAACUUGCUAUUUAAUUAUAGACAAUGAGUUUUUUUCUCACCCAGUUACUCUCGAAUGUGAUGAGAUUAAGAUAAGAAACGAAAGUGAUAGAAUCAAAAUAAAAAAAAAAAAAGAGGAAUUCCUUGAUCCAAUUGAUAUGUUUAUAGAAAAAAAAAAAAAAAAAAUCGCAAAUAAAAUAUUUAUAAUAAAUAAACGAAUAUGUUUUCCACUGAAAUAUCGUCAAUUAAGCACAAAUAGUUACUUAUUAUUUAUUUUUCAAAAUAAAAAUAACACAGAUGUAAGUUAUUAUUCGUUUUGUAAAUUAUUUACUCAAAAUGGGGUUUUAAAGCAGGGAUUGCAAAUAAGGCAUAUGUAUUACACAGGAAAUAGUAACAAAAAAAACAACAAUAUAAUAGCUAGCAAAACUGCUCAUCGUGUUAAUAGACAUGUCACUGAAUCAUUGAAGAGGAACAUUAUUUAUAUUAAGAAUGGUUCUAAAAAUAAAUCAAAACAAUGUCUUCUUCGUUUUUUAAAAAACAAUUACGCAUAUAAUGAUUUAUUAAAUGUCUUUAAUUUAAAAAAAAUAUAUAUGAAAAAAGAAAAAUACACAUUUGGUAAGAGCAAUGCAAAAAACAAACUAAUAGCACACGCCAAAUUUUCUACUGACAAAUUUAUAAUAAAAAAAAAAAAAAAUAAAGUUAACUUUAUAAGAUCAAAUCAUAAAUUCAAAUCGUAUACAAAAAAAGUAUUACAUAUUGAUAGUAUGAUUCAACAGACUAAACAAAAGGGAAAUGAUGAGAAAAUUAUCUCAUUAGGAAAUAAUUUGUAUGAUAACAAUCAAGAAAUCCCCAAUAAUACAAAAGCCAUAAACAGUUUUAACAUGGGUUUGUUUAGAGGGGAAACAUAUUGGAAUUACACUAUUACUUCAAAAAAAAAUAAAAAAUUUUAUUUAAAUUUAUUAAAAUAUAAACGCAUGGAGCAUUUUAUAUAUUCCCUAAAAAGAAACAUAAUAAAAAAUUAUAAAACUUUUGAGAAAAAAAAAUUAAUAUAUGAGAAAGAGAUAAAAAAUGAGAAAAUCGACAAAAACAAUCAUCGAAUAAAAGAAAUAGGAUAUAUAAAAUAUGAAGUUAAUCGAAAUAAAAAGUGUAGAGCUUUCACAAAUUUAAGUGAAAUAAAUACAAAAAAGAAUGAAAAUUUUUCAAAUAAUAUAACGGAUAUAUGUUGGAUAAAAAAUAAAAAAUUAUUAAAAUGGAAAAAUGGAUAUAGUUAUAUAAAAAAAUAUAGCUAUUUGUAUGAUUUACAUAAUGGUAGAAUAUCAGAUGUUGGAAACAGAAAUACAUUUAAAUUACUUAAAGGUGUAAUAAAUAUAUAUAAAAAAUUUAAAAUUUUUAAGGAAAAAAAAAUAAAAGGAUAUUUAAUAUUUAAUUGUGUUAGUUUUAAUAAAGCCAAAAUAUGCUAUAAUGAAAAGAAAAAAAAACUAAUUACAUUUCAUGAAAAUAUUUUUAAUGAUAUAGGAAAUAAAGAAAUUGAACCCCCAAAUUUUUAUCAUAACACUGAUUCAAAUUAUGAUUGGUUUUUUAAUUCAUUCGACUAUGUUGGAGAUACUAGUAAUAUUAAUAAUUUAAGUUUUAAUAAAUUUGUAAAAUAUGUUGCAAAAGGACAGAAGAAAAAUAGGCGUGGAAAUUUAUUUUUGAACAAUUUCAUAUUUGAUGAUAAGAAGGGUAACAAAAUAAAUAAAAAAGAUACAAACUAUCCAUACAAUCGAUUUAAGAUAAUAGAAAACAAAAAGGAUUGUGGAAAAAAAAAAAAAAUUUUAUGUAAACGAAACACUGUGGAUGUACUUCGAAAUGUGAAUACAAGUCAUAGACAUACAGAAAAAAAAAUGAAUGACAUAUUUGAUCAUAUUAGUAAAUACACUAAUAGGAUUAGUAAAAAUAUAAAUAUAAGCAAUAUAAAUAGAUAUGAUGAUUAUCCAUUUAAUUUUUUUUUAAAAGAAAAAUACGAAAAUAAAAACAUAUCUGUUGCCACUCCACCAAUAGAUGAAAUAAAAACAUUAAAUUAUGUUUUAAGUAUUCCUUUAGCAAAAAUAAAUGAUGAUGGGAAAAAGUGUUUAUGGAAAUUUCGUUUAUUUUUAGUAAAUCGAAAAGAAACAUUAGGAAAAUUUAUUAAAUCUGUAAAUUGGAAUGAUAAAGAUGAAGAAAAAGAAGCAAUCAGUUUAUUAAGAAAAUGGUCAAAGCCAUCUCUUGAAAAUUGUCUAGAAUUAUUCCAUUUAUAUAUGCAUUAUAAUGUUAUAAAAAAAUAUAUUAUAGAUAUCAUUAAAAAUGCAAAAAAAGAACAAUUAAAAUUAUAUCUAUUUCAAAUUAUUCAAAGAUUAAGAACAUUUAAUUACCAACGUAUCGAUGAUUUAUUCAUUGAUAUAUUAAUACAUAAAUGUGCAAAAUCCAAAAAAUUAUCCAUCUAUUUAUAUUGGUUUCUUCUUAGUGAAACACAAGAUAAAAAUAAUGGAAAGUUAUAUUUACAUAUUCAUAAAUUAUUUAUAAAUAAAUUAGUUAAAUCCAAUUCAAAAAAAAAAAAAAAAAUUUUAGAAAUUUUAAAAAAUCAAAAUAGAUUUCGUAAUCAGUUACUUUACCUAACAAUAAUAGCUAAAAAUAAAAGUGAUCAUAUUCAAAAUAAAACAAAAAAAAUUAGGAAAAAUAUAUUUUAUUAUAGGCAAUGCUUUGGCUAUAUAAAUAUCAAAAAUUUUAUUAAAAAUAAUAUAUUUAUUACUGAUCAAAAGGUUUAUAACUUUUCUCAUACUUCCGAAUCUCAAAAAGAUGAUGAUCAUAUUUCUUCUUAUCUUAUUGAUCCUAAUUUUUUAAAUCCAUCAACAGCUGAAAAGGAGUUACAUCAACACAGUUCCACAAAUUCACCAUCAACUUUCAUUUCAUCUAAUGCAUCUCUGAUUAAUCAAAAUGAAGAAAAUCAGUCUUUAAAAAAAAAAAACAAUUUAAAAAUUAUUCCAAACGACCUUUGCAAUUCUAUAUAUUAUCUAAGUCCAGAACUCACGAUUCAUUUUAAUGCGGAUGAAGAUAAAUAUGCAUUUCGGUAUGAAAGAAAAUGUAACAUGUCAGAUGAAUAUAUUAAUAGCAAUGCUAUGAGCAAUGUUAGUCAUAAUCGAAAUCGUGAUCAUGAUUUUGAAAAUGAAAACAACGGAUAUGUGAUAAAUUAUAUUGAUGACUCUAAAAUAGUAAAGAUAGAAAAAAAUAAAGAUAGUUCCUUUUUUUAUAAUUUUUUACAACCUAAUGAUGGCUUUGGAUUUUUCCUUAAUUAUAGUGAUGAUGAUAAAAACAUUGAAAUUUUAGAUGAUUCUAUAAAUAUCGUUCAAGAACAAAAAAUAAAAAAAGUAACUACUCCUUUAAUUUUGCCAAUAGAUCCAAAUACUGAGUUAUUAACUUUUUUACCUGAACAUUCAUAUGUUUUACGAUCAUCAUUAUAUCCUAUUGUUAUAGCUUGUUUAGUCAGAAAAAAAAUUAAAUUAUUUCAUUCUGAUUUCCAUAACUUAAUUAUUAAUAAACAAAAAUAUCUAAAAAAAAAUAUAAAGAAGAAAAAAAAAAAUUAUUCAUUAUAUCAUUUCUAUGAUUCGAAAUUUAUUAAAGCGUUAUAUAAUUCGUUUGAUAAAGCAAAAGAUUUUCAAUAUUAUUAUAAAAACAUUAAGUGUGUGAAUAAUGUUAUUUUUUAUAGAAAACAAAAAAUAGAGCGAAUAAGCAACCCUUCACAAAAUAAUGAGCCUUUUAUAGAUGGAAAGAAACAACACACACAAGUAAGAAAAGAUAUUCUGAAAGAAAUGCAAAUAAAAAUUUCAACUGAUAAUGGGAAAUACAAUAAUGAUGAUUCAAUAGCAGAUUUAAAUGAAAAUUUUGGAGACAUUGAUUAUACCUUCAGUCCUGAUUUUUCGCAUUUUGAAAAUAAAAAAACUGAUAAUGAUUCACCAAUUACACCCACUUCAAAACCAGUAUUGAAAAAGAAAAGUGGCAUAAAUAAUUUAGAUAAACCAUACUCUAAAUUGUAUGAAAAAGAAAAUGAUCCUUCGAAUGAUCACCUAGAAAAAGAAUUCGCACAAAAAGAAAAACAAAAUAAUAUUAAUAAAAAACGUGUAAAAAAAUAUAAUGAAAUAUAUGAACUAACUAUUAAAAAAUAUAUAUAUAAAGCCGGAGAUGAUUUAAGGCAGGAUCAUUUAGUUAUACAAGUUAUAUAUAUAAUUGAUAAUAUUUGGAAAAAAUAUGGAUUAAAUUUAAAACUAACAUUAUAUAGAGUUUUGGCUUUAUCUACUAAUGAUGGAUUUAUUGAAUUUGUAGAUUAUGCUGAAUCUAUAUCUUCUAUAAAAAAAAAUUACAAUGGUGAAAUCAGGCAAUAUUUUAUUCAUCAUAGUAAAGAAAGGAAUACUCCUUUAGGGUUUGAUACAGAAAUUUUAGAAAAUUUUAUUUCAAGUUGUGCUGGAUAUAGUGUUAUUACUUACAUAUUAGGAAUAGGAGAUCGACAUUUAGAUAAUCUAAUGGUAUCUAAUGAUGGCCGUUUUUUUCAUAUAGAUUUUGGAUAUAUAUUUGGUGAAGAUCCUAAACCGUUUUCACCUCCUAUGAAAUUGUGUAAAGAAAUGAUUGAAGCAAUGGGUGGGGCCCAAAGUGUAGGGUAUGAACAAUUUUUAAAAAAAUGCUGUUUAGCAUACAAGUAUUUAAGAUACCAUUCGACAUUACUUAUAAGUUUAUUAGAUUCUAUGUGUGAAUCGGGCCUAAAGGAUAUGAAAACGGCACCUGAAUUAUGUGUUUUAAAAGUUCAAGAAAAAUUUAGAUUAGACUUAAAUGAUGAAGCUGCAGAAAUUCAAUUCUUGGAAGUUAUUAAUGCAUCUGUCAAGACACUUUUUCCAGUAGUUGUAGAUAAGCUUCAUGAAUGGGCUUUAAACUGGAAAUAA